CAGCCAGGCUCCCGCCCCGCCCGCCUCCCUCGGAAGACUUGGAGGCCAAGGCCGCGAGAGGCCCAGGCUCCUGUGGAUGGGGUGGGGCCCAGCCGAGCUGCCGGCCGCCUCGGAACCCGGGAGACGGCUUUGCGCUGCGCUGCGCGCCGCGUGCGCCCGGAGCGCAGUGUUCACGGCGAGGUCGCGGGGACCGGUUGGUUAUUGAUUUAACCACAGGCUUUGGGCGGUUGAGCUGGAAUCGGGGUCUCUGGCUCCGCCCCUCGGAGCGCCCCCCGCCGGAGUUACAAAACUGCCCCCUGGCCUGGUGAGUCUCAGGAACUGCCCUGCUCGCUGGGGAUCCCAGCCACCCGCGGCCCUGUGAUCUCCCUGGUAUCACCCUCUCCACCCCCUGGACUUGGACUUCAGAUCUGAUCCCAGACCUGCCUGCUGCCUCGGGAGGGUCUGCCUCCCCUCCCAGCCAGCAAGAUGCCAAUUCUCAAGCAGCUGGUAUCCAGCUCGGUGCAUUCCAAGCGCCGUUCCCGUGUGGACCUCACAACCGAGAUGAUCAGCGCUCCACUGGGUGACUUCCGCCAUACCAUGCAUGUGGGCCGGGCUGGGGACGCCUUUGGGGACACCUCCUUCCUCAACAGCAAGGCAGGCGAGCCUGAUGGCGAGUCCAUGGAUGAACAGGCCUCCUCCUCCUCUUCCAAACGCAGCCUUCUGUCCCGGAAGUUCCGAGGUAGCAAGCGGUCACAGUCGGUGACCCGGGGGGACCGGGAGCAGAGGGAUAUGCUGGGCUCCCUUCGGGACUCGGCACUCUUUGUCAAGAACGCCAUGUCCCUGCCGCAGCUCAACGAGAAAGAGGCUGCAGAGAAGAGCUCCAGCAAACUGCCCAAGAGCCUGUCUUCCAGCCCUGUGAAGAAGGUGGAGGCUGGGGAAGGCAGCAUGGAGGAGGCAGCUGCUGGGGAGCUGGGGCCCCGUCGGAAUGGGGCCACGGGCCUCCACUCCCCAGACCCCCUUCUCGACGAGCAGGCCUUUGGGGACCUGACAGAUCUGCCCAUUGUGCCCAAGGCCAGCUAUGGGCUGAAGCACGCAGAGUCCAUCAUGUCCUUCCACAUCGACCUGGGGCCCUCCAUGCUGGGUGACGUCCUCAGCAUCAUGGACAAGGACGAGUGGGACCCCGAGGAGGAUGGUGGCGGUUACCGCGUGGAUGAGGACCCCGACAGGGUCACCCAGGCUCCCCCUUCGGCAGAGGCAGCCCCUCCCCUGGCGAGGCCUUCCCACGCUCUGGAGGAUGAGGGGUGGGUGGCAGCGGCGGCAGCGGCGGCAGCCCCCAGCCCCAGCUCAGCCCGCAGUGUAGGCAGCCACACCACGAGGGACAGCAGUUCCCUUUCCAGCUGCACCUCAGGUGUCCUGGAGGAGCGCAGCCCAGCCUUCCGGGGCCCAGAGCGGGCCCAGGCCACUGUCCCAAGGCAGGCCGACAAGGAGUUCUCCUUCAUGGACGAGGAGGAAGAAGAUGAGAUCCGUGUGUGAGGUGGCCAGGAAGUAGCUGGAGCUCUGGGCUGCAUCUUCUCCCUGCUCCCAUCCCACUGUGACCUUUGACCUUCCCGUGUGAGAGGCAGCCUAGGACCUCAUGGAUGAGGGGCUCUGGCUGAGCCCAAGGCCCUCAGAGGACCUGAGGAGCCAGCCUGGGUGCAGACAGGUUGAUUGCCUUCCUCACACAUCUGUUCUCCACAGCAGCGGGGGACCGGGCUGUGUUCUCUAAGCAGGAAUCAGUUUUCCUCCUGGCUUCCUCUUUCUCUAGCCUGGCCCCAAAUGGAUGCCAGAUGUUGCCCCAAGUUCCUGCCUUGGGCACUACUGCAGGUCAGCCAGAGGCGGCUUACUCCAUGGCCAGGACAUUUGGUUCUCUACCCUCUUUCUUGCCUGGUGUCCCUGCUGUGACCAUGAGUGCCCCAAGCGGGUGUGUGCAGCAGGAUCAAUGGGGUGGUCUCCCCUCCCCUCCUCUCCCCUUUCCUCCUCUCCCCUUCCCUCCAGCUCCAUCUGUGGCUCCUGCUCCAGAAGCCUGAGCCUGGGAGAUAGACUGGAGCAGGGCACCAGCCAUGAACCAGACACUACACAGAGCCCCUUGCAGGGGUGAGGACAGCAUGGUGACAGAUGGAAGGAAAGCCCCGGGCUUCUUGGGUUUCCCAAGAAGGGCCCCUUCCCAGAUGACACUAGGAACAGGGCUGGGGCCCCCGCCCUAUGGGUGUGUUUGUUCUUUAUUAUUAUGUUUAAAUCCUUAUAGAGCAAUAUUUGGAACAGUGUUAAUAAAUAGAACGGAAUCCUUUUAGAAAACCUUUAUACCGAGUCUCCUCUUGGAAGUGACAGUGACUGCUAGCUUAUUCCAGUCUGGGAAGCUCCUGUGUCAAAAAACCAGCCCCACCUGAACUAUGGGGAAGCAUUCAAGAAUGCUAUUGACAGCUGCAGAAGGCCAGUGUAGAAUUCUGAAAAAUUAUUAUUAAAAAAUAAUAUAUCCUGGGUGGAGGCUGCGUUUCGACUCCCUCACCCUGCAUGGGACACACACUGCCCCUUCCUUCCUCCAGCCCUCCCCUACUGCGGAGGCCAGGGCCCCGAGGGCUGCCAGAUUUAGCAAAAAAGAGAAAACAAAAACCAGAAGGCUGAAUUAAAUUUGAAUUUCAGGUAAACAAAAGAUAAUUUUUUAAGUAUUCAUAGACCCUGUGCAAUAUUUGGAACAUGCUUAAUGCUAAAGAGUUGUUUUUUUGAAAUUCAGGUUUUGCUCCUCCUGUAACUCGACUCAGGGGAUUGAGUAGAAGCUGGGGUGUGAGCUCCAAGGGUGACGCUGAUUAUUCUUCUGUCCUGGGAAUGGGCUGACCAGCCUCUGCCUCUGCCUCUGCCUCUGCCUCUGCUUAGCCAGAGGGAAGAGGGGGAGAGAACUAACUACAGUACAAGGGGUCCCAGCCAUCAGGGGCUGCUGGGACCCUGACUCUGAGACACUAACCUGGCUCCUAACCCUGUACUCCUCUUUCCGGAAGCUUAGCUCCCACAGCGGCGGAAUCACAGGGCUAUGCUCCCCCAUCAGUGGCCCUCGGCACCCGCCUAGGUCAGUUCCAGACUUUAAACUGUGUAUUUUUUCAUGAUAUUGUUAAAGCAGCAAGGAAACAUUAAAAGGCCCUCUAGCACAUCU
Messenger RNA from Chinchilla lanigera (long-tailed chinchilla), 3163 nucleotides. It is a transcript of the gene Cdc42ep4, whose product is annotated as CDC42 effector protein (Rho GTPase binding) 4. The transcript is spliced from 2 exons. The record is from RefSeq and is a predicted model, not a curated record. Lineage: Eukaryota; Metazoa; Chordata; Mammalia; Rodentia; Chinchillidae. Bases 466 to 1512 code for a protein of 348 amino acids.